Aspergillus welwitschiae is the source of this 3351-nucleotide messenger RNA. RefSeq names its product mitochondrial inner-membrane-bound regulator-domain-containing protein. Bases 1 to 3351 code for a protein of 1116 amino acids. The transcript is spliced from 4 exons. NCBI's taxonomy places the organism in Eukaryota, Fungi, Ascomycota, Eurotiomycetes, Eurotiales, Aspergillaceae. The record is from RefSeq and is a predicted model, not a curated record.
AUGUCUUUUGGCAAUUGCGCUAAUGAUGCAACUCUAGUCCCCAAGAACCGGAGAAUUAUCGACCUCAAUAAUGUUCCACUCGUGAGCGGUACCGCUUUCGUCAAAUGGCGCCUACCGUCAUCUAGUGCGCCUGAACACCAUGGACAUACAGAUAAGGCGAUCAUCAUAGACCAUCGGGCAUAUUGGAAUUACGAGAAGGUCCUGCAGGUCAGGCUCACCAUCGACCGCAACCAGACUUUACACGAAUGCGAGUUGUAUUUCGAAAUUAUUCAAGAGUUUGCGUCAGGAGGGAACAACGAGAAGAAUCUGCUAGGAAGGAUCAGACUCAACCUUUCCGAAUAUGUGGAUAAGAGUGACGAUGACGAGGGCAUCGUCCGGAGAUACUUGAUGCAGGAUAGCAAGAUCAACAGCACACUAAAAGUUGGUAUAGCCACACGCCAAGUUGAAGGGGAUCGGAACUACAUUACGCCGCCUCUCAAAUCAGCCAUGGUCUUUGGCGGAAUCGCUGGGGUUGUAUCCUCUGAACAAGGCGAACAUGACGACCUGGGUCGGCUUCCCUCGAUCAACACCCAGAGUCGCGAAGUGACAGAUAUGCAAGACAUGUACCGCCGCACGCUGGCUGCGUCUUGGAAUUCUCGGGCGGACGAUCUACCGGCCGACAAGCUGAUUGAAGAACUGUUCUCCGGCGGCAUUAGCUGGGCAGACGGCCAUGAUGCCCGUGCCGAGAAAUCUAUCGAGAGUCAGGCAGAUCGACUGUCACCACAUGGGCGCACAAGCGUCAGGCAAGCUUCAUCAGACAAUCGAUUGUCUCCUUCCAAUUUUGAGAGGCGACCAAGGAGUUCUUCAAGCAACCAUUAUCGCAAUGAUGUGAAAGGCACAGACUUUGCCCCAGCUGUUGAUCAUACCCGGAAAGGCGGGAGCAUAGAGCAGCAACUGUAUGACAACCCCAAAGGCAAGGCUUGGAAAAACCGUACUUCGGAGUUUGAACUGUCGGAGUUCGAUGUGCGCGAGGAUUUGCGGAGUUGGGAGGUCAUGAACAAGGAUCUUUUAGGCUGCCGGCUGCUCCCAGAAUGCAGAGCAAGCUUUCUCCCUCCCUCCUUGCGCCGGCAUAAUGUAUCUAUCCGGUUCGAGUCCACCGAAACUGAUGCCAAUGACGACGAGACGCCGCCGCAACAUGUAUCUUCGCGCCGUACCCCCGGCCACAACCGUCUUCAGCACCGGCUCAAACGGAGACUGGGUAAAAAAGUACCGAUUUCUGUUACCUCGCUUGGAAAUCCUGGUGAAGUAGUAGUUGUCAAAGAUCGGCAACGUCGUCGACUACGCAUAGCCAAGGACGAACCGAAGGAAGUCACCGACAAAAAUGCGCUUCCCCUCUUUCUGAGAGAAAUAGAGAAUGACGAUACUUUUGUUGAUAGCGAACUACUCAAAACUCGUGUUGAAAGUUUCCGUCUCGACUACGAACCCCACCACAAGUUGCCCGUUGCCGAUUGGAAGGAGCUCCGAAACAAAAUGCAGUCGUCAUUUACCUAUCGGCAGUUAUUGGACUAUAUAAUAGAAUCGAAGGAGAACGAUUUGGAUAAUGACGGAACACCAGAGACAACACCCACGCGCUGGACACCUGGAGUCUCCGAGUUUCUUGAAACCAGUUAUCUUUCCCGAAAAGGUGUCGCCGAUAGAGUUGCGGCGUCGCAAGGCCUCAAGGGGAAGUAUCUACUGGCUGAAAGGAUACUCCGUGACUGCUGGCAUCUUGGAGUCCUUGAUGAGGUUGGUCAGCUAGAUAUACAGCUGCCGACGCAUAUACUGUCUCUGCUCCUCAGUUCGCAGCACUUUUCUUUCGAAGAAUUAGCCAACUUGCACGACGCAAAGAUCGAUGUCACGCAUUCGCUUGGUCUCGUGAGGAUUACGGGGAUGCAGCGUAUCUGUGAAUCAAUUAGUGAGAUUGUACACGAUGCCACUGCUAGAGUCCGACAGGAAAGCGUUGAAUUGCCACCCGACGAAACGAAAACGAAAGUCAACAACCGCAUCUUUACUCCAGAAUUUCUCUCGUGGAUGACCAAAACCUAUAGAGUAGCAUUUGAACAAAAUACGCCACAUACGCCAAGCCAAAUCUACUAUCUUGCCGAAGACAAACAGGAUGCAGAUAAUGCCCGUAGGGCCCUGCACCUUGCCUAUUACAGUGGGACUGCUCCUGCUGUACCUUUCAGCACAUACCUACCCUCAACCGAGCCAGCCAGCGUCCAUGACAUUGAUCCCGAGAGCAACACAUCAUGGUUCGAGAGGCAAAAGGCAUGGUUCCGAUGGGCCACGCCAGCAACUCAGUCUGACGAGGUAAAGCCCUCAGACACAGAAUUGUUCGAUAACCAUCAAACACGGGUAUCCGACGAGCUUUUCAAGCUACUUCGACAGAAAUCAUCCGUCACUCAUCAGGCACAUCCUGAAACCGGCGCCGACUACCAUGAAUCCAUCACAGCAGCAGUCGGCAAAUGUCUCUUCCUGCGCAAGCCAUUCUUCGAAGAGAGCUCGGUCAACGCUUCUCAGCUCGGCAGGAUGUCACUCCCAAGGACCUUCACCACCGACAUACCUCGCGCAGCCCAAUUUCUCCGCACUCUCACUCCCAAACCAGUAGACGAACACCAACAAGCCUACCGCAUUCGGCUAGUCCCAUCAGCUCUUAACGCCAACGUCUUCCCCCAACUUGAGCUGGAAGUCACUGCCAAAACAAGCAGCACACCCGAAGAUACAACACCCGAAUUCUCCAUGCGCAGCGCAAAACUCGUUAUCUCCGAAAGCAACGUCGACUACCUCCUCCCCGAGAACGGACUUGACCUCCGCUUCACUCGCAAACUCACCCGGGAGCUCCUUCCCCAGGCCCAAGACAGCAACUCCUUCUCCCUCUCAAACAUCGAGGAAUCCCUCCGAAACCUCUUCUCCCGAACUUCCACAACAGACAAAGAACUACCUCUCCCCCCGUUCACACAAGUCACGCUCCCCCGCGAUAUUCUUCCCCAGGACGCCGCCGACAAUUCCGCAGAGUACAUCUUCCUCCCCGUCAGCGAUAUCCGAGGAACUCGUAUUCACAAGUACGAUUUCCGUGGGCAGCAGCUGGAUUAUGCUUUCUACGAGAGCGGACCGUUCAACCCGUACCGUACCACGGAUUUGUUCCUGAACAUGGAUAUGACUGACGGUUCUGCGUCGGCUGAGUCCUCCGCUGAUGUUUCUUCCGAGAGCGUGUCGCGGGAUGCUGUUGCAUCUAAGGAUAAGUUCCACACAUUCUAUAACACUGCUUGUGCGUUGGCUUUCGAGUUGGAUAGAGCGAGGCGCUUGGGAGCUGUUUGGAAUGAUACUAUUUGA